This is a messenger RNA of Bradysia coprophila, 2077 nucleotides long. Its product is annotated as soluble guanylate cyclase 89Db-like. The record is from RefSeq and is a predicted model, not a curated record. Gene Ontology annotation, molecular function: heme binding; guanylate cyclase activity. Gene Ontology annotation, biological process: response to oxygen levels; cGMP biosynthetic process. NCBI's taxonomy places the organism in Eukaryota, Metazoa, Arthropoda, Insecta, Diptera, Sciaridae. Gene Ontology annotation, cellular component: guanylate cyclase complex, soluble.
AUUCUCCUAGGAGUCACAAUCAUGUAUGGAAUGUUAUUGGAAAGUGUUCAACAUUUUGUUCAGGAACAAUUUGGUGAUCACAUCUGGAAGAAAGCAAUUAGAGCAACUGGAGCUACAAACACUGUUUUCAACACUCAUCAGAUUUAUCCAGACAAUUUGAUGCCUGAUUUAGCAGAAGCUUUAUCUGCACUUACUGGCGAAUCAUUCGACUAUUUCAUGGAUUAUUUCGGCAAAUGUUUCGUCCGAUUCUUCACAAAUUUCGGUUAUGACAAAAUGUUGAAAGCAACCGGCAGAUAUUUCUGUGACUUUUUGCAAUCGGUCGACAAUAUUCAUUUACAGAUGAGAUUUACUUAUCCAAAGAUGAAAAGCCCGUCGAUGCAGCUUACAGAAACUGACGAUAAUGGAGCAGUUUUGGUAUACAGAAGCAAUAGGACUGGGUUUUCAAAAUAUUUCAUGGGUUUGCUGUAUGAAAUUGCGUCAAUGUUUUAUGGUCUCGAAAACAUCGACGUUAGAGUAUUGGAAAGCAUAAAUGAUACUCCUGGCAGUACUACUGCACCGCUUCAAUUGGAGGCGAAAACGGUUACAGUAAAGUAUCGACUUGACUUCGACAAUCGAGACUAUAUGUCAAAGCGUAUCAAUUUAAAAGCACACGAGUCGCAGCUGAAUCUUGAGAAAGUCGACAGUGGGGUAUUAUUAGAAUUGUUUCCGUUUGCUCUAAUUUUGGAUCAUCAAAUGAGAAUCAAGGGAGCCGGAGAAAAAGUUUUCGAAUCAUGGAUAGUUCAAAAUCCUCAAAAGAAACCAGAAAUAUUUAUCGGUUCUGCAGUCACCGAUUGUUUUAAACUACGUCGGCCGAAGGGAAUAAACUUCAAUUGGGCUACGGUUACUCAAAUGCAUUUUGUAAUUUUUGAGUUGGAACUAAUAUGCAGCGCUGCGAAGCCUGAUACACAAAAUGUAUCGGAAACUACUUCGACGUUGGAUUUGGAACACGAAGACAAUGCUACCGAAAAGCGGAUUCUGUUGAAGGGACAAAUGAGACAUAUGACCGACAUUGACGCCAUCGUGUUUUUAUGCAGCCCAUUGAUCAAUAGUGUGGAAGAACUACACGGCAUGGGGCUAUUUUUAAAUGAUUUGAAUCCGCACGGUCUCAGUAAGGAGAUGGUAAUGGCCGGCUGGCAGCAUUGUUCUCGAUUGGAACUUGUAUUUGAAAAAGAGGAAGAGAGGUCGGACGAAUUGGAAACAUCGUUAGAGUUAGCAGACUCAUGGAAACGUCAGGGAGAUGAAUUACUUUAUUCAAUGAUUCCGCGUCCGAUCGCAGAACGGCUCAGAAAUGGUCAAAACACUUUCGAUACUUGUCAGAGCUUUGAACAAGUUUCAGUUAUUUUUGGAGAAGUUCAGGACACAACACAAACUGAAGACUCGCUUCAGGAAGCUAUGACAGCCGUAUCGACUCUUAAUGCUGCCUUUUCAGCAUUUGACGACGAAGUACAAGGUCCGAUGGUGUAUAAAGUGGAGACUGUUGGUCAUGUGUACAUGGCAGUGAGUGGAGCUCCCGAUAAAAAUCCAUUACACGCCGAACAUGCAGCAGAUUUGGCGUUGAAUAUGGUUCGACGCAUGAAGGAAUUAAAUCUUCCCAAUGUUACGGUUAAAAUUGGAAUACAUUCAGGCUCAGUCGUAGCUGGAGUGGUUGGACUGAAAGUGCCUCGAUAUUGUUUGUUUGGUGAUACAGUUAACACAGCCUCCAGAAUGGAAAGCAGUGGUCUACCAAAUAAAAUUCAAGUAUCGCAAUUUACCGCAGACAGAUUGAAAAAAGCUGGAUACAAACUCAAACAGAGAGGAUUCGUAAAAGUUAAGGGAAAAGGAGAAAUGGAAACGUUUUGGUUGGAGUCCGGUCCAGAAAAGAAAUAAUUAUUUCAUUGGCAAUCAAAUAUGUUUUGUACAAUUGGAAUUUACUCGUAUCCUUCAAUGUUUGCAACGUUUAACUUAUCAACUGGAAAUAAUAUUUCAAAUGACUUUACACUUACUCAUGCAACAUAGUUGUACCUUCAUGUAACGUGAAGUAUUAGAUUUGUCCCGAUGU